Molecule: messenger RNA, 756 nt
Organism: Metopolophium dirhodum (rose-grain aphid)
Lineage: Eukaryota; Metazoa; Arthropoda; Insecta; Hemiptera; Aphididae
Exons: 2
Coding region: 1-756 (251 amino acids)
Source: RefSeq, a predicted model, not a curated record
AUGCCGAACAUCGGAGGCCCCUGCGGAUGGAAACGUAAGCUGCUCGGAACCGUGGUGGACAGCCAGCUGCUGUACGCCACACCCGCGUGGAUCGGCAAGGCAACCGUCGCGGCCAGGACCAGAGCGAACAUGAUCCGCCAGCAGAGAGCGGUCGCGUUGAGGACCAUCCGCGCUUACCGCUCAGUCUCAGACGAAGCCACCCUGGUACUGGCCUCGACGGUUCCUGCGGACCUACUCGGCCUCGAACGGAAGAGGAUCCAGUCCCGCCUCGCCACUGAAACGGCUCCUGGGGCGCUACGACCCUCCAAAGCGUCCGUCAGAAGGGAGGAGAGAGCCCGAACUAUCGAGGCAUGGCAGCAGAGAUGGGAGGCCACCAGUAAGGCGUCCUGGACCAAACGGCACUGUCGGGACACGGAUGCUUCCAGGAAUACCAGCCCCAUGUGUCUCCAGUGUCUGAGCCAUGAGGACACUGCCGAGCACACCCUGACGGAGUGCCCCAACUGGAGCGCGUUCCAGGUCCCUCUGGCCACUCAGCUGGGCCACAGUCCGACCGCAGCCGACAUCGGCGACAUCGUGUGCGGCCCCCCCUUCGACCAGCUCCCGGCGGACGAAGACGAGAAGCGGGCGAUCCUGAUGCAAGCGGAGGAAACGUUCCAGUUGUCCUAUCGGAUGAUUGAAGACAUCCUGACAGUGAAGGAGGACGAGGAGAGAGCCCGCCAAGCAGCAGAGCCAGCCGACGGACCAGACGUCAGAUAA